AUGGAUCCGCAAUUCCCCCACAUGCAAAGCAACGGCAUCGGAGACCGAAUCCCCGAUCCCGGAUACAGUCUGCACCUUCCCACGUCCACACUUCUAAAAGCCACCCCUACUCCGAAUACCUCGAUUAAAGAUUAUUUUCCCUUCACAAAUAUGACCCCCAUCUUUCGUGCCGAGCAAAUUGGCUCCCUCAUGCGGCCCCCGGAACUUUUGGCUGUCCGGAAAGCGGCUGGCGUGGCGGCCCCGUACUCGCAAAUCCCCAAGGAAAUUCAUCAACCAACCAAGGCUGCAAUCGGUACGGCCGUGACCAAACAAUUGGAACUUGGCAUUCGCCCAAUCAUGUCGGGCGAAUAUGAACGCGUUGUAUUCUACUCAGGUUUCUUUGAGAACCUCGCCGGGAUCGAGGUUAUCAAAGCUAUCCCGAUUCCUGAGGGCUAUCGGACCAGCUUUCCCACAGUCAGGAUCCUCCAGGAACUUGAGAUCUCUACUCGGGAUUCGAUUGUGGCUGUGGACCAUAUAUGCCACACACAUAGCCCCUACCUAUCAGAGUGGCAUGCCCUCCGAAGCCUCCUUGCACCGGAGCAGUGGCGCGAAUGCAAGCUGACAAUGCCACCUGUCACCCAUGGUCAUAUGCAAAUGGCUAAAGGCACUGCCUAUCGCGCAUCGGUCUAUAAGGAUGACCGCGAAUACUUCGCCGAUCUUGCAGCGGCGUACACAGCCGAGUUUCGUGUGCUUUAUGAUGCGGGGUUGCGUUCAAUUCAGAUAGAUGACCCAUGUCUUUUAUUCUUCGUAACAGAUGAGUUCCGGUCGGGCUGCGAGGCAGAUGGUGUUGAUCCAGACGCAUUGCUUGAUCUAUACAUCUGGGCCCACAACCAAUGUCUGACGGGAAAGCCAGAUGAUCUGCAUGUCGGCCUGCAUUUGUGUCGUGGUAACAUGGCGGGAUCAACACAUAUAAUGAGCGGAUCAUACGAAAGGAUCGCGAAAAAAAUGUUCACGGAACUCGACUAUGACACCUUUUAUCUUGAGUACGAUACUGACCGCGCUGGUGAUUUUGAACCGCUUCGCCAUUUACCUACCGGGAAGAACGUGGUGUUGGGCGUCGUGUCAACCAAGUCACCAGACAUGGAAGAUAUCGAUGAGCUCACUGCCAGAGUGAAUGCUGCAGCGCGCAUAAUUGGCCAAGGGCAAGGUCGCAGCACCGCAGAGGUCAUUGAUACCUCUCUAGGUGUCAGUCCCCAAUGUGGAUUUUCUAGCAUGAGUGCUGGCGGAGGGUAUGGGGUCACGAUGGAGCGGAUGUGGGAGAAGCUGUUGCUAGUUAAGCAAUUGGCUGAACGCAUAUGGGGAAACCCGUGA
Messenger RNA from Penicillium riverlandense, 1350 nucleotides. Its product is annotated as cobalamin-independent methionine synthase II family protein. Bases 1 to 1350 code for a protein of 449 amino acids. Lineage: Eukaryota; Fungi; Ascomycota; Eurotiomycetes; Eurotiales; Aspergillaceae. The record is from RefSeq and is a predicted model, not a curated record. The transcript has 2 exons. Gene Ontology annotation, molecular function: 5-methyltetrahydropteroyltriglutamate-homocysteine S-methyltransferase activity; zinc ion binding.